AUGCAAUUAAAGACCUUAGCGCUCAUUGCCGCAUCUAUUACCUCAGCCCUUGCCGCUGGUGAUCUUGCCUUCAACCUCGGUGUCGAAACUAACGAUGCUGUCUGUAAGACCGGAUCUGACUACGCUUCUGACUUCAGUUACUUGAAGCCAUACGGUACUACCGUCAAGACUUACGCCGUCUCUGACUGUAACACAUUACAAAACUUGGGACCUGCCGCUGAAGAAGCUGGUUUCACCCUCAUACUUGGUGUCUGGCCAACUGAUGAUGCCCACUUUGCUGCUGAAAAGCAAGCUUUACAAGACUACUUGCCAAAGAUCUCCAAGUCUACCAUUAAGGUUAUCUCUGUUGGAUCUGAAGCUUUGUACAGAGAAGACUUGACUGCUACUCAAUUGGCAUCUGCUAUCAGCGAAGUCAAGGAAUUAUUGGCUGACAUUAAGGAUUCUAACGGUGACUCAUACUCCUCUGUUCCAGUUGGCUUCGUUGAUUCCUGGAACGUCUUAGUCGAUGGUGCUUCCGACCCAGCCAUUCAAGCUGCAGACUUCAUUUACGCCAACGCCUUCUCCUACUGGCAAGGACAAACCCAAGCUAACUCAUCAUACUCCUUCUUUGAUGACAUUAUGCAAGCAUUACAAACCAUCCAAACCGCCAAGGGAUCAACCGAUAUUGAUUUCUACGUUGGUGAAACCGGAUGGCCAUCCGAAGGUACCGCCUACGAAGACUCCACUCCAUCUGUAUCCAAUGCCAAGACCUACUGGCAACAAGCCAUUUGUGCCAUGAGAGGAUGGGGUGUUAACGUUGCCGUUUUCGAAGCCUUUGACGAAGCCUGGAAGCCAGACACUUCAGGUACCUCUGAUGUUGAAAAGCAUUGGGGUGUUUGGGACAGCGACAACAACUUAAAGUACUCUAUUGACUGUCUGUUCUAA
Molecule: messenger RNA, 924 nt
Organism: Dujonia railenensis
Lineage: Eukaryota; Fungi; Ascomycota; Pichiomycetes; Serinales; Debaryomycetaceae
Source: the annotation of a GenBank genome assembly